This is a messenger RNA of Trametes versicolor FP-101664 SS1, 2035 nucleotides long. RefSeq names its product cytochrome P450 sterol C22-desaturase. Gene Ontology annotation, biological process: sterol metabolic process. The transcript has 5 exons. Lineage: Eukaryota; Fungi; Basidiomycota; Agaricomycetes; Polyporales; Polyporaceae. Gene Ontology annotation, molecular function: oxidoreductase activity, acting on paired donors, with incorporation or reduction of molecular oxygen; heme binding; iron ion binding. The record is from RefSeq and is a predicted model, not a curated record. Bases 71 to 1630 code for a protein of 519 amino acids.
CCGGCGCUGUUCCCUCCCCUCAAGUACUCUCCUCCCCGUCCAGGACUCUCCUCACCGUCCAGCGACGACCAUGGCGUCCGCUCUCAGAGACCGCUCGUCGUCCGCCGUCGUCCCCUCCAUCACCGCCGACGUGCUCGACCACAUCUCCAUCCCCUCCUUCCUCUCCGCACCCGCAGGAACGGCGACAUGGUUGUACACCACCCUCGCUAUCGUCCUUAGUCUCCUCGCGCUCGAGCAAUCUGUCUACCGGUAUAAGAAGCGUCACCUGCCCGGUGACAACUGGACAAUUCCUAUCAUCGGCAAGUUCGCGGACAGCGUGAAGCCCACGAUGGAGGGCUACCUCAGGCAGUGGAAUUCGGGUGCGCUCUCUGCGCUCAGCGUGUUCAACAUCUUCAUCGUCAUGGCGUCGUCAAACGAGUACUCGCGCAAGAUUCUGAACUCGCCUACGCACGCCGAGCCGUGCCUGGUAUACUCCGCGAAGCAGAUCCUGCGCCCCGAUAACUGGGUCUUCCUUACUGGAAAGGUUCAUGUGGAGUACCGCCGCGUACUUAAUGGCUUGUUCACUCGCAAGGCUCUUGGUAUCUACGUUGGCAUUCAGGACCAGAUUACCCGCAAGUACCUCAAGCAAUGGCUCGCGGAUGCUGCUGCGGACCCGUCCCCGAAGCCCAUCAUGAUGACCUGCCGUGACCUGAACAUGGAGACCUCUCUGCGCGUGUUCUGUGGAGAGCACAUCAACGACGCCGCGGCACGCGAGAUCGGCGAGAAGUACUGGUCGAUCACCGUCGCGCUCGAGCUCGUCAACUUCCCGCUCGCGCUCCCCGGUACGAAGGUCUACAGGGCAAUCCAGUGCCGCAAGGCCGCGCUCAAGCACCUCGAGAACGCGGCCGCGCUCAGCAAGAAGGCGAUGGCCGCCGGCAAGGAGCCCGAGUGCAUGCUCGACCACUGGGUGCGCUCGAUGGAGGAGCCGACGUACAAGGGCCGCAAGGACUUCUCCGACCUCGAGAUGGCCAUGGUCGUCUUCUCCUUCCUCUUCGCGUCGCAAGACGCGAUGAGCUCCGGCCUCAUCUACGGCUUCCAGCACCUGACCGACCACCCCGAGAUCCUCGCGAAGGUCCGCGCCGAGCAGGACCGCGUCCGCGCGGGCGACUACGAGCGCCCGGUGACGCUCGAGAUGCUGGACGCCAUGCCGUACCUGCGCGCGUUCGUGCGCGAGAGCCUGCGCGUGAAGCCCCCCGUCACGAUGGUGCCGUACAAGACGCUCAAGGCGUUCCCGAUCUCAGACGACUACACGGUACCGGUGGGGAGCAUGGUCAUCCCGUCGUUUUACAACUCGCUGCACGACCCGGAGGUGUUCCCGCAGCCGGACGAGCUUUCGCCUGAGCGCUGGCUGGACCCGGAGGGGAGCGCGAACCAGAACCCGAAGAACUACCUCGUGUUCGGGAGCGGGCCGCAUAAGUGCAUCGGGCUCGAGUACGCGAUGAUGAACAUGGCGCUCGUGCUUGCGGACGCGGUCGCGCUCAUGGACUUUGAGCAUGUGCGCACGGAGCAGAGCGACAAGGUCCAGAUCAUUGCGACGCUCUUCCCCCAGGACGGCUGUCUGAUGAAGUUCACCCCGCGCGUGCACGCAUGAGCACGCCGUUCCGGUCCAGAGGCGGCCUGCGCCGCGCACGCGUACCUACGGGGCGAAAGUACUAUUAUUCAUACGACCCACAUACCUACCGACCUUCCCGUUACCCUAGUAGACGCAGACCUCGCAUGGCUGCCCCCCACCGUUCGCUGCUCUCCGCUCGCUGUUUCUUGCACCAAUCAUCAUAUAUCCGCAUUACCAUCCUCGGUUUGCUGGUACCACGGACGACUGGUGUGCGGAUGUGUAUGGCGGCGGCGGGAGUGUUGUCGGUGGAUGCGCGGACCCACCCACCCAAUCGAAAGUACAAAGCUUACGGUGUAUCAGUUUUCUUUGGUUCCCUGUCACGACCUCACGGCCACGACUCGAUGUCUACUACAAGUUCGCAUUAUUCAUUGUGCAUGAUGAUCU